Molecule: messenger RNA, 1037 nt
Organism: Osmia bicornis bicornis
Lineage: Eukaryota; Metazoa; Arthropoda; Insecta; Hymenoptera; Megachilidae
Exons: 2
Coding region: 495-959 (154 amino acids)
Source: RefSeq, a predicted model, not a curated record
CUAUUUGUGGAGCGACUCCAAAACAAAUUUUAGAAAUUGAUAAUUUUAACGCUCCACAGUUUGCUCCAAAAAAGACAGACAAUUUACGAUAUGGUAUAAGCCCUCUUCACGCAUGGAUUCGAUUUUUCGAAUGCGUAAUUCAUAUUUCCUACCGAAUAGAAGUACAAAAGUGGCAAAUAAGGCAGCCAGAUAAAGAAAACUUCCUUCGCCGUAAAAGAGAGGUACAAAAAUUAUGUUGGGAACAAUUGGGAUUGCAUAUUGAUAAGCCUAAACAAGGAGGAUUCGGCAACUCUAAUGACGGAAACACCGCUCGUCGAGCAUUUCAGCAAGCUGAAAUAUUGGCAGAUAUCACAAAAAUAAAUGCUGCAUUAAUCAACAAUUUUAGAAUCAUUUUAAUCACCAUAUCAUGCCAAUUCCCAAUAAAUUUAAAUAAAUUUGAGCAGUUUUGUUUUGAAACCGCUAAAAUAUUUAAAGAAAAUUAUUCUUGGUACCCUAUGCCUCCAACUGUGCAUAAAGUGCUUAUACAUGGAAGACAAAUAGUAGAACAUAGUGUUCUACCCCCUGGAUGUUUAGGAGAAGAAGGUCCGGAAGCCAGAAACAAAAUUUACAAAUAUGACCGACAAUUCCAUGCCAGAAAGGAUAGCCGCAACCAUAAUCUUCAGGAUAUAUUUAACAGGGCAAUGGAAACUUCAGAUCCUCUGAUAUCGAGUAUCAGUUUAAGAAAUCGAAUACAAAAACGAAAAUUGAAAAAACUGAAUCUGUCUGCAGAAGUUUUGUCAUUAUUACGUCCGCCAUCUACGGAACCAGAAGUAACGCCAACGACAUCCGCAACUAUAGAAGAAUCAACAGAUAACGAGGAAGAUUUCAAUGAAGAUGAUGAAGAUAAUGACGAUAUGGCUGAAACAUUGCCUGUAUUUAGGGAUCUAGAUAACUUUGAAUUGGAUACGGACGAAAUAUAGAAAGCUAGGACAAACUUUUGAAUUUUGGCCACAAAAACUGGCUUUCCGGACCACUGUGCACUGCCAGCGGGUACGGCG